AUGAAAUCUGAUUUGAGUAAUAUAGCAGCACCUUUAUCAAUGAUUGAAGAAUCUCAUAAAAAAGUUGGUGAUUUUCAAUUCAUAAUGGAAAACAAACAGCCUGGUAAAGCGACUAAUCUCAGACAUCGAAUUGUCCCCGAUAUUCCUGCCAAUUUCAAAGUUCCUUAUCCACCAAAAACCACAGCUGAAGAAAUAGUUGAAAAGGCUAAAUCAAAGAACAAUACAACGAAGUCUCCGAAUAAAUUUUUAAUUUAUCGUAAAGAAUUCGUUGAUGAAUUACAUAAUUAUGGUUUUCAAUGUUCUAUGACAGACAUUUCAAAAACCAUUGGUGAAUGGUGGAAAAAAGAACCAAAACAUGUCCAAGACACAUAUCAAAAAAUCUCAACUGAAGCCAAUCGGUUACAUAAGCAAUCUUCUGUUCAUUCCAUCGCGAAGAAAAAGAAUCGUAAGAAAGCAUUAAUUAAGUCAUCAGCAAAUCCCGCAGUUGACGUGGGAUUCACUCCAUUGAAUUUAUCAGUCCCCGUAAAUUUCUCAUGCGAGGACAAUCUUAACUUUCCACAAUUAUAUGCUUAUAAUCAAGGUUUAUUAAAUUUGCAAUUUCAACAACCUAUUUAUCAAGAUGGAAUUUUUUGGUGA
Messenger RNA from Funneliformis geosporum, 636 nucleotides. The record is from the annotation of a GenBank genome assembly. NCBI's taxonomy places the organism in Eukaryota, Fungi, Glomeromycota, Glomeromycetes, Glomerales, Glomeraceae.